GUUCUAAUUUAUUCAUGUUGAAGUAUGACUUCAAAUGUCUUUCCCUAAUGAAAAUUGCGGUGCGAAUAAUGAGUUGUGUAUGUUGUUGGCCAAGCAGACAGGAGUUUUUCUAUGAAAGCUUUCGUAGUUUUCUGGUGGAAAAAUAAUUUUAAAAGUGGCCAAGUUGUGCAUCGAAUAAUUACGUUUCAGUAAAUUUAAAGAAGAAGAAGCAGUUGCCACCAUGGGGGAAGAAGGUGCAUCAGGAAGUGAGCAUCACCGUCUCCUGUCAGAAAUGAGAGCCCAAAAUCUUGACAUGAUAAGGUUUGCUUCCUAUCGCACUGCUUGCAAAUUGCGAUUUGUUCAGAAGAAGGCAAAUUUACAUCAGGUAGACAUUUGGAAUGUGAUUGAAGCUUUCAGGGAGAAUGGUCUCAAUACCCUAGAACCACAAAUGGAGGUGAAUGUUUCUCGUUUGGAAACUCUCAUCUCAAGUUUGUAUCAUAAUCUGAACAAAAGGCUUCCCCCUGCCCAGCAAGUGCAUGCUGAGAGUAGUUCAGGACUUCUUCUCAAUUGGUUAUUGUCAGCAUACUCUGCAGAAAAUACUGGAAAAAUUCGUGUUUUUUCAAUCAAAGUUGCUCUUGCAACAAUGUGUGCAGGCAAACUUAUGGAUAAAUUACGCUAUAUUUUUUCCCAAAUAUCUGAUGGAAAUGGGCAGCUGGUUAUUUGGCGUUUUGAAGAUUACCUUCGUGAAGUCUUAGCACUUCCUGCAGCUGUUUUUGAAUCUCCUUCAUUUCACUACUCUUCUGAUUUAUCAGCUAAAAUUUUCGUUGGGAGUCAGAAAGUGACAGUAAAUGAUUUUAUGGACACCAUGAUGUCUGAUCCAGGUCCAGCUUGCUUGGUGUGGUUACCCUUAUUACACAGACUGGCUGGUGUUGAAAGUGUGGUUCAUCCCAUCACAUGUGAUGCUUGCCAUAGAGAGAACUUUUCUGGCUUCCGCUAUCGUUGUCAAAAGUGCCAUAAUUUUCAAAUGUGUCAAGAUUGCUUUUGGCGUGGUCGUAUAUUUGGCUCACACACCAAUGAACAUGAAGUGAAAGAAUACACUUCAUAUAAGUCGCCAAGCAAACAAAUUGGUCACACUUUGAGAAAGUCCUUCCGGUGUGUGCCAGAAAAAGGCCGCCCAAAUAUUCCACGAUUUCCAGAAGAACCUGAGAAAACUCUCAACCUCUCCCACAUUGUUCCUCCUUCACCUUUACCCUCUCACAAUGGAUUCCCUGAAAGCUCCUUCAUGAGUACUCAGUUUGAUGUUGGCUCUAUGGAUAGCCGCUCUACAACAAGAAGCCCGGGGAAAUACUCUUCUAGUCUUGAUUCCUCCCGCUAUGAUGAUGAGCAUCGUCUAAUUGCACGUUAUGCUGCCAGACUUGCAGCAGAAGCUCGCACUGUGCCAAGGCACUCAUCAAGGUCUUCAAUGCACAUCCCUGACCUUGGGGGGAGAGCUCCAUCAGAAGGAAGCCUAAGCCUUGACUCUUCUCGGGUUCAGAGAGAACUUAUUGCUCAGUUGGAAGCCAAAAAUAAAGAAAUAGUGCGUGAAAUCAAGAGACUAAAGAUCCAACAAGAUUUGGAAAAUGCUGCCCUGGGCUCUGAAGGAUCUUCGGCAGAUAACCCUGCCUUAAUGUCUGAACUUCGCGCAUUGCGCCAAAGGAAAGAUGAACUUGAAGGACAUUUGUCAUCUCUACAAGACUCAAGGAGGCAGCUUAUGGUUCAGCUAGAAGGCCUCAUGAAGUUACUUAAGGCUUCAUCUGUCAGCCCUCCUCCAGAAAGACACUGACGGUCGAGAUCGGGCCUCAGGGAUAUGGACAACUUCCAUCAAGGCACAUUAUAGGAAGGAAGACCAACAAUCAGUCCAUGUAGGCCUACAGCCAGUCCCUGUUGCUCGAUCUGAUUUUAUUUGUAGUCCUUUUACUCCGCAACAUCCAUUAAAGAAAUGUUUUGUUUUGUAAUAGGUAAUGUAAUUAGCAACAGCUUUACUAUUACUUUGCUUAGAAGCAGAGAAGAAUAUGAAAGGUUCAAUAAUGUACUCACUUAUGCCCCUCUUUAUGGAUGAAAUUGAUGUAGGAGGUGGUGAGAGCUUAUGCUAUAAAAUGUUAUCAGGUACUAGCUAGAAUGUCUUUCUAUGACGUAAUUAAUCCUCUUAAUUUUUGCCCAGUCCAGUACUACUUACUAGAGGAUGAAACAUUGAUUUUUAUUGAUCUGUCCCAUUGCAAUGUUCUGUAAUUCAAUUAAUUGUCUGAUGAACAGCGGUACUUCUUAGAUUAUCUACAAUCAUGUUCAGUUUCUUUGGUUUUACUUCCAAAAUGAUAAAAAGUAAGGUAACAUGCAGAAAGGAAAAUUAGAGUGGACAAAGGACAAAGCCUUUUUGCAUGGCUUGAAGCAAAAAAAAAAGAAAAGAAAAAUAAUCCCAUAUUAAGUUUGACUAUAUGUAUUUUUCUUCUAUAAACAUUAUUUUUCAUGAGACAUUACAUGAGGAAAUGUAAAGCAUUAGUUGUCAAUAAGCUAGAGCCUUUGUUAACCUCAUAUUGUAAUAAAAUGUAUUAGGUGUAGUGUUUGAUUGCUAGUGAGCCACAAAUUUAUUACCUAAUAUCCAUCUCUUCAUGGAUUGCAUAUUGGGUGUUGUUCUACUUCUAUCUUCUUGACAAUACUAGGCAUUUUGCCUUAUUUCUCUAUAAGAUAUUAUUGAUAAAAUAUUCUUGGUUUGCUUGUAGAGUCUUGACAUUCCUUACUGGACAUUUAUCUCCUUCCUGCAUCUAGCAAUACAGACUAGGAGCUUGGAAAUUAAUACGUAAGAGCAGUCCAGAACUAACUUUUUAAGUGCAGGCAGAUUUGCGUCAUACUUAAUUUUACGUAUUGGUUAUUACUAUGCAAAUCAUUGUUUUUUGUUGAGGGGUAAUUGAGUACCUUAAUGUAUUUGAAUUCUGCUAGGUAUUAAGAUUUUCUUGUUGGGUGGGGUCUCAAUGUUAUUUUUAUUCUGUUGCAUUUGCUAACUUUGUUUUAAAGGUGUAAAUGCAAGAUUAGUUGAGGGUGGUUAAGAGUUACCUAAAUGAUUAAGAAUGCAGUAUUUUCAGCCCAUAUCUCAUGUGUGCAAAACAAGUGGUAUUUUUUUAUCUCUUCCUUUGAUUGUUUUAAAAUAAAUCAUUGCAUCUUCCUGUCUCCUUGGAUCAUCAAGAGCAAGAGUGGGAAGUGAUUACCAAUCCACCAGUAUUGAUGCAGGGCUAAAAGAAACUACAGUUUUUGUUAUGACAUGGGUAUCCAGUCUAGAUGUCAUACUGAGGUCAUGGCAUGGCAAGAAGGGUAGUCUUACACAGCUACAUUACCUUAACAAUGUUCUCACCAUUCCAAUGUUACUCUGUUUUCUCCAAAUUUAAAUUAUGGCAUGAAAGCAGUACAAUAGUCUCCUUAUAUUUUUGUUAUUAUAAACAUUACAAUUUCUUUACCUUUAUGAGGCUUUUAUGCAAAUUGUUAAAGGUCCUUUAAUGGACACUCUUUGAUAUUUAUUCUUUGUUUGCUCAAUGAUGGCUUAUUAAAGUUUGUUUUUAUUGUUCAAUUGUAUACUUUUUUUCAUUUUGUAAUAUGUAUUCUCAAACUAGCAUGAAAGACUGAACAAAUGUCUGUUAAGGAUAGUUGAAAGAGGAUAAUUGUGAUAUUUAUGUUGCAAGUACCAAACUUCCUAUAGGUUGCUCUUUUUAUCUAUCUACCAGUCCACCUGUUGCAAUUUUGCCCCAUGGUAAAACUGUUUGUUGAAAUAAACAUAAUAAUAGCUAUGGUCA
Frankliniella occidentalis (western flower thrips) is the source of this 3797-nucleotide messenger RNA. Its product is annotated as dystrobrevin beta. NCBI's taxonomy places the organism in Eukaryota, Metazoa, Arthropoda, Insecta, Thysanoptera, Thripidae. The record is from RefSeq and is a predicted model, not a curated record. Gene Ontology annotation, molecular function: zinc ion binding. The coding region runs from base 221 to 1801 and encodes 526 amino acids. The transcript is spliced from 14 exons. Gene Ontology annotation, biological process: synaptic signaling. Gene Ontology annotation, cellular component: plasma membrane; synapse.